Messenger RNA from Drosophila innubila, 3170 nucleotides. RefSeq lists its product as uncharacterized. Bases 61 to 3006 code for a protein of 981 amino acids. The record is from RefSeq and is a predicted model, not a curated record. The transcript has 6 exons. NCBI's taxonomy places the organism in Eukaryota, Metazoa, Arthropoda, Insecta, Diptera, Drosophilidae.
CUCAUACCUACGACUGCGAUCUGAAGUUGGGUGCCAUUUACCUAGUCACAGACUGUGAACAUGAAGAACGCAAGGGUGGAACACAACAUCAAUUCAGAUAAUCCAAAUAACGAAAGGACAUGGCGAACCCGCCGUAUGCCCGUUCAGCUGGUUGACUUCCUGGGACCCGAUAUGGAGACGACACAACCCACACAGUUGUCAAUUAGCGCUUCAGCUGUGUCAAACGUUUCUCCUGUUAUAAGUGGCUGCAGCAUUACUCAAAGUAAUACAAACAACCCGGAACGUAUCUUAAAUCGAAAUCACAGCGUUUGCUUUGAGGCAACCGAUGAAGAUUUUCCUGCUGUUGGCGCCACACGCGGCAAAAAAGCCAAGACAACUUCAACUGCAGUUGCUGACAAUUCGCAGCAAUUGGCUUCAAAAGGAGCAGGAACUCCGAUAUCACAGGUUGCCCAAGCAGAUGGUCAGUCCGUCAACAAUCUACCGGGCAAUCAUGUCAAGCAAACACAAUUUUCAAAUGUUAACCAUCAAACAAGUUUGCCGGAAAACUAUUACAACAACCAACAGAUUGUCAAUAAAUGGCUUCAAUCGGUGCAGUCAUCAGAUGUGCAGUCCCAGCAACUGCCAUUGCCAUUACCCCAAUUGGAGUCGCAUCAAGCAUCAUCCAGUGCUCCGCCCAUUGCUGCUGCCGUGCAACAUGUUCAACACUCACAGACGCAUCAGACAGUGAUGACUCCAACUGUUUCUGGUAGUAUGAUUAGACCCACACAAUUGAUUCCGACGACGCAUCAGACAUUGAUGACUCCAACUGUUCCUGGUAGUAUGAUUCCGACGAAUCGACCACCACCACCACAGUUGCCUCGUUUUCUCGGAGAUGUGCACAGCGCACCAGUCUAUCCAAAUGUGUCCACCCAAUCCCAUCGUCCCAUCAUGCGCACUCUGUCGAACUCCAAUUUAGAUGUUCCAAGGAUGGCCACAACCAAUCGUAAUGUAAUCAGAAAAGAUGUUGUUGUCUCAGCGGGUUCUGGUCCCACAAAGCGAUACCAUGAACGCCGCAUGCGACGCGAACAAAUGUCACAGGGCGGACCUGGCUUACCGCCACAGCUCCCCGACGAGCUAAUGAUGCAGCCCGAUCCUUUAAACAGUGGUAUUGAUGCUGAUGCAUCGUUUGUGCGGGAACUCCAGCAGGCUGUGGCUUUAAACAAUCCGCCGACAUUGCAGUCGCAAUCGCAAUCACAAUCGCAGUGUAAUCCUUUGAAUAUUGUUUCACAGAGCACCCUAAAUUGGAAUGCAGCCGAAUUCCAACCGAGGCGUGAGUCUCUCAACCCGAGUGACAGUCAAUCAAGACCACUGGGCAUUGUGCGACCCAGAGGACGCAGAAAUAUGAUAACUGAACGUCGACGGCGUCAACGUUUUCACCGUACUCUCAAGCCGGACGCUCUGUUUGAGUUGGUGGCGCUGCCCGUAGAGGAAAUGACAAUGUCUGAAUCAAUUGUUGAAAGCCAAGCGGUUCCGUCAGUAAUAUCUGUUGUUUUACCCGGAGGCAGCAAUAUGACAAGCCAGUCAUCUAUGCCAAGUACCAAUAACGAUGCCAGUCAAUCGGUUUUUCGGUUUGCCAGCCUCCCCAGCACAGGCGUAGGGACAGAGACGCCCAGAGACAGAGACAGCCAGCUGUCAGCAAUAUGCGACCCCAGCGACAACAACGUAACAGGCCAAUCUGGGAAAACGUUCGACCCACAACAGGAGAACAGUCCGCCGCUAUUAGACAUGGAUCCAACCACACAACAAUCCGCAGCGUCUCUUUUCCUGGUGGCCAAUCGCAGGGGCAUUGAUAUAAACACAGAGCACCACCAGAUUGGGACAAGCAGCAAUAACAAUAAAGCUGCACAGCCACGUCACAUCCUGUUUCGAAAAGACAACGCUGAGCUUCAUAAUGUCGAUGUUGAUUUGAACUUUAUGCCGCCAAGUGUCAAGAAAUUGUAUAGUUUGAUCUGUGGCAAGUACUCGGAUUAUGCCUUUGUCUAUGCGCUGAGUGCGCAACUAAGCCAGGACUGUGUGCCCAUGGAGUGCUAUGUAUAUCUUAAGAUGGCCUUGCUGAUCAGUCUGACCAGCAUUGAACCAGACGAAUUACGUGCACCGAUUUCCAUAUGUGUCAUUUGUACCGACAGCUGUGUGGCAAAUCGGCUGCUCAACAGCAUUGGCCAGUUGGCACCCCGUUUUAUUGGUCCUCACGAGGGUGGACAACAGCCAAGCUAUUCGGGAUUGCCAUCGCGUUACAAUUGGGUGCAGGCCAGUCCAUUAAUGAUGGCACAGCAGGGAGUGUAUUACGCCGGCGACUGGAAUCGGCUGUCCCGUGACCAGACCGAGGAACUGGAGAAAUCCAUUGAGAAUAACAGCUUGCCGGUACCGCAGCUGCAGACCGAACAACCGUUGGAAGCGGCAAUUUGGACCUAUUGGCAGCCAGAAAAUGCGGCCAAUCAAACCACGGCCUUUGCCAAACUUUGCCCUAUCUUUGGAUUGCCUGUCUACAUGGAUGAGCAGGUAAACGAUGUGAUGUGGGACUUUGUGCUACGCGAGCACAGUCGAGAUUCCUCGAAUCUAGCAAAGGAUGCGCUUCAUAUUCCCAUUGAUGACAUGCAAACAUUGUUAGAAUUAAUUCAACAGCGCCAGGUAAUUUUUACUCAGCCAGCGGAACAUUUAUUGAAAAAAUAUUAUAUUAUUUCACGCGUCCAACAGCCCACCGCAUUUAGCAGCAAGACGUAUAUUGUGCUAAAACAAUUUGCGGAAUCACUUGCCAAGCUGGCCAUGCGUCUGGACGUACUCGAAUCGGAUGUUGCCGUUGCCAUUUUUCAUUGCGAACACUUUGUGCGUAGCAUCUUUGGAGCCGGGGAUUUUCCCCCACCAGUUGUUUCAAAUUUUAAUGUCAUCUCUCGUGUAGAUCCGUACAUGAAUAACUUUUCACGUUGGUUAUUUCAAUAUUUGGAUCGUUAUGAGGAUAAAGUCGUUUAGGAUUGCUGCACAAGACAAUAUUAAUUUAAAUACCUCGUUAAUUUAACAUCAAGAAAAGUUUUUGGAAAUUUACAAAGCAAUUUACAAAAAAAUUUUGCAAUUAAAAUUUGUUAUUCAUAUGAGAGAACACCUGAAAUAAUCUUCUUGAUAUUAAAUUGCCAUCA